AUGCGCGACCCUCGCCUCUCGAGCCCUUACGACCACCCGGUCGCCUCGUCGUCGCGUCGCCCCGUCCACCGUGACGUCCUCGAGCCGGACGAGGCGGUGCGGCCGCGAGGCGGCUUGGACUCGCGCGUCGCCUCGGCGCCAGGGGCGCCCAUCCCGACGCUCGACGCGCCGCGGCAGCAGCAGCACUCGUCGCUCCAGUGGGCGCAGCGCCAGCACGAGUACUUCCACCGCCGCCAGGUCGAGCAGUCGUACCUCGCCCCGCCGGCGCAGGGCUCGUACGCUGCGCCGCAGCGCCACGCCCAGCCUCCUCCGCACCAAGCUCCUCCUCCUUCGAUCCACCGCGUGUACAACGUGCGGUGCGCGACGUGCGACACGUUCCUCUCGGACCGCGGCAUGCGGGCCGUCCUCCUCCUCAAGCCCCACAUCGUCCUCUUCUCGACCGACGCGGCGCCGAGCAACUCGGAAACGUUCUACCCGCGCGACGAGGGCUGCGCCGAGGAGGAGCACGUCGAGCGGACGUGCGAGUGCCUCACGAGCUCGAUCAACUGCCACGGCUGCGGCAGGACUGUCGGUUACCACAUCGUCGCCCCGUGCGCCAAGUGCAACGCCUCGGUCCAGAGCCACCAACGGUCGGCCAACCACCACCGCUUCGUCUUCCACGCCGGCGAGGUGACGGCCCGCGAGCGCAGCUACUACCCGGGCGAGCGAGGCGUCCUCAACCCGAUCGUCGCCCGUUCGACGUCGCCGUCGUCGACCUCGCGAGCUGCGUCGCCUGCCGGCCGACCGACCGACAAGGAGCCGCGCACGACUCGCGCACCGACCCCGCCGAGGAGCUCGUGCGAGCCGCCGCGACUGCUCCAGCGCGGCGACACGCUGUACUGGCACCACCUGCAGCCGGGCGGCGAGCGCAGCAAGAGCGUCGACCCACGCACGAGGGCGCCGUUCUUCGUCGAGCGCGACGGCCGGUGACCGGCUCGCGCCGUCAACCUUCCUCCUCGGCCCUCGUCCUCCCUCCCUCGCCAUCUCUCCCUCAAGCCUGAUACCUCGUACCCUCGCCCCCCUAAUCACGUCCGCAUACCCGUCGUCGCGAGACCAUCCUCGACGCACUGUACCGUCCGCACCUUUACCCCUCGCACCACCUCUCGCAUUGCCUCGUCCCUCUCCCUUUGUCUUCACUCGUCCACCUUAUCGUCUGUAGCACUCGCUGCCCCUUCAUCUUGUCGUUGCCUCUCGUUCUUCAUCCAUCCAGUUCAGCAAUGCCAUUCCUCGCACUCG
Messenger RNA from Rhodotorula graminis WP1, 1275 nucleotides. RefSeq lists its product as uncharacterized. Gene Ontology annotation, cellular component: cytosol. Lineage: Eukaryota; Fungi; Basidiomycota; Microbotryomycetes; Sporidiobolales; Sporidiobolaceae. The coding region runs from base 1 to 969 and encodes 322 amino acids. The record is from RefSeq and is a predicted model, not a curated record. The transcript has 4 exons.